Metarhizium brunneum ARSEF 3297 is the source of this 1737-nucleotide messenger RNA. It is a transcript of the gene FMO2, whose product is annotated as Dimethylaniline monooxygenase. The record is from RefSeq and is a predicted model, not a curated record. NCBI's taxonomy places the organism in Eukaryota, Fungi, Ascomycota, Sordariomycetes, Hypocreales, Clavicipitaceae. Gene Ontology annotation, molecular function: N,N-dimethylaniline monooxygenase activity; NADP binding; flavin adenine dinucleotide binding.
AUGAAGGUUGCCGUCAUUGGAGGGGGCCCUUCAGGACUCGUGACUCUCAAGUAUCUCGCCCAGGCACACGAGUUUCUUGGCUGCGAGGCCGUCGAGGCCCGUCUCUUUGAGUAUCAGCCCCAGGUCGGGGGGACGUUUUCCGCCAGAGUGUACGAAGAUGCCGAGCUCGUGUCUUCGAGGCAGCUGACUACCUUUUCUGAUUUUCGGCGCCCAGACGGGCCCGACUUCCUCAGUGCCACCGACUAUGUCGACUACUUGGAGGGCUAUUGCACACAUUUCGACCUGUGGCCACGUAUACAUCUCGAUACUCGCGUCCUGGCUGUCAAGCGUCGCUGCAAGGGCCACACCGUCGUGUAUGAGACGAAAAGGGGCCACCGUCUAGAGUGGGAUUGUGACGCCGUCGCCGUCUGCUCGGGCUUACACGUCGAGCCUAAUGUGCCCGACAUCAAGGGGCUCCGGAACGUGCCCCGAGUUAUACACUCGUCGGAAUUCAAAGCUCGAAAGCAGUUUAGCUCCAGCAGGACCGUCAUGGUUGUCGGCUCUGGCGAGACGGGAGCUGAUAUUGCUUAUCUCGCUGUGACUACCCCGAGCGUCGAGAGGGUCAUCUUGUGUCACAGGGAUGGUUUUCACUUUGCCCCAAAGAGAAACCCUGGACCAGUCAUAUUGCCGUGUCUUCGCACGCCAAACCCCAAUGAACCAGGUAUUCCCAUUGAUAUCAGUCGGGCAAACAUGUUUGACACUACAUACGUCCACAAAAUGCUUCGACGAAACGACAUGCUGCUUUGGGAGUAUUACCACAUCUAUAUCAAGACCCUCCUUUUCAUAUCCUCGGGUACUACACUAGGCAUGGACCAAUGGAUCGGUGGUGUUGGCCGCGAGAGAGACCACCCAUCAAGGAUCUUCUUCAACAAAUCCAUGAAGGUGUGCCCUUAUAUAAGCGAGCCAUACAGACCCAAAGUCCCCGGACCUACGCUGUGGCUGUACUCCCUGCGUUCGUUCUUUGUGCAAACACCAAUCCCCGACACCCACGGCAGAUGCGUGGAUCUCGCGCCGUUCCCCCUGCGCUUCGACAGCAAUGGAACCGUCGACUUCAUCAACAACGGACGUCCCGAGUAUGACCGUAUGAGAGGACAGCGAAUCCGACCAGACAUGGUAGUCAUGUGUACGGGAUACAAGCAGAGCUUCCCAUUUCUCAACAAGUCCAACAACGCCAACGACAUCCCAUAUCCGACCCCUGACUGUGCUGAUGUCCGUCAAAUCUGGAAGCGAGACGACCCAACCGUCGGAUUCAUAGGUUUCGUACGCCCUUCGCUCGGUGCCAUUCCGCCACUCGCAGAGAUGCAAACUCAGCUCUGGGUCACAAAUCUCUUGUCCCCUCGAUAUAUUCCGCGGACCCUGCUUCCCGAGGACGAGCAUCACUACAAACUUCGAUCCCUCCCCGGGGCCAGGAUCAAAUACGGCGUCGACCACGAAAGCUAUGCGUACCAGCUGGCGCUCGAUCUGGACUCGGCACCGGGAAUCCUCGACAUCAUCAGGUUAUUCUCGUGGCGGCGGGCCAUGGCGUCGUGGAAACUGCUGGUUAUUUGGAUUUUGGGCGCCCAUCUUAAUACCAAGUUCCGCCUCAAAGGACCGUGGAAGUGGCAUGGCGCUUUCGAAUUGCUCACGUCCGACGAAUUCUGGCAGACAAUCACACGCCGGCCGAUUAUCUUUGGUACGUCCCGAAUAUGCUUCUCAUGA